Molecule: messenger RNA, 1665 nt
Organism: Syzygium oleosum
Lineage: Eukaryota; Viridiplantae; Streptophyta; Magnoliopsida; Myrtales; Myrtaceae
Product: putative serine/threonine-protein kinase
Exons: 1
Coding region: 190-1329 (379 amino acids)
Biological process (GO): protein phosphorylation
Molecular function (GO): ATP binding; protein kinase activity
Source: RefSeq, a predicted model, not a curated record
UGGGUGAAAACGAGAGGUCCGGAAACGUAAUUCAGGAUUCCAUGAAGCAACCCACCUCAACGGCGGCUCUUCUCAGUCUUCUUCUUCUUCCACCUCCCUCUCUCUCUCUCUCUCUCUCUCUACUCAGUCGACUUCUCUCUCCUCCUCCUCCUCCUCACACCCACCUCACUCAUCUAACUAAACUCUGACAUGAAGCACCACCUUCAAAAAGUCGUCGUCGCGGCUGCGAUCUUCAUCGGCGCCCACCUCUUCUUCGUCUUCCUCGUCUUCGCCUGCUGCCGGCGCAGGUGGAACCGUGGCCGCUCCAAACCGGAGGAGCUCUCGUCCAUCGCCAUCCACGAGAGCGCCUCCUUCGACCCCAAGCUCCGAAUCUCCAUGGAAGAGCUCCGGAACGCCACCGAGGACUUCCACCCCCUGCGGAUCAUCGGCGACGGUGGCUUCGGCCUCGUCUUCAAGGCCCGCCUCGCCAACGGCCUCACCGUUGCCAUCAAGAAGCUCGAGCCUGACGCCUUCCAGGGGUUCCACGAGUUCCGGGCCGAGAUGGAAGCCUUAUGUAAGCUUCAGCACCCGAACAUCGUCAAAAUCCUCGGGUACUGUAUGUCGAAUUCGGAUAGGGUUUUGGUCUAUGAGUUCAUGGAGAGAGGGAGCCUCGACCAGUGGCUGUACGACACGAAGUCGUCAUCGGAGAACAGCGAAGUCUCGUGGUCGAAACCCUCAGUCGAGAGGUUGCCCUUGUCCUGGGACACUAGGAUGAAGAUAAUCAAGGGUGUGGCCAGUGGAUUAACGUUUAUGCACGGAUUGCCGACGCCGAUCAUACACAGAGACAUCAAGGCAAGCGACGUGCUGUUGGACGCCGAUUUCGAGGUGCACAUCGCGGAUUUCGGGCUGGCGAGGAAGAUUGAGGCCUCGCAAUCCCACGUUACCACGCAACCCGCCGGGACGAUGGGGUAUAUGCCGCCAGAGUAUAAGGACGGAUACAGAAGGGUGACCGUGAAGGCUGAUGUGUAUAGCUUCGGGGUUCUGAUGUUCGAGAUUGCGACAGGUCUGAGGCCCUAUUUACCGGUGGUGGACAGGGGAGAGGAGGUCGAGCUCACUGUUUGGGCUCGGAACAUGGUGGGUGAGAACCGGCAGAUGGAGAUGGUCGAUCUCGCUGUUUCAAGGGACGGCCUGGUCGAAGCUAGGGUGAAGGAGUGCUUCAGCAUUGCGUGUAUGUGCACUAGGGAGCGUGCAAAGGACAGGCCGGGUAUGAGCCGAGUUCUCGAGUUGUUGAAUCGGCAUUCGGAUGAAAACGGUGUAAUUGAUCGAAAUAUGGUUUCUUUGCCAAAGUAAAAUUACCCAGAAAGAGAAGGAAUCAAGGUUAAGCUUGUGAGUCAAUAAUAGUCUAGUUGCGGUGUCUAGUAGAGGGUACUCUGUUUGUUUCCUUAAUGGGAAAAUGUGAAUAGCUUUAUAGAGUUGAUUGAGGUCUGAAGCAGGUAAAUGACCUGCAGUUGCAGCUUCUGUAAUUGUUAAUAGAUACUAACAUCGGCAAUAUGAAGUUGUCUCUAAAUAGAUUUCUUGGCUAUUUCAAGACCGUGUAGAUAGCAGUUAAUUGCUGUGGUGAAUCCGGAUUUGCUGGAAUGACCGUCUCCUAUUUGAGAAUGAUUGAAACAGAGAGUCUAGUUUCUU